CGCUGUUCCAAUGCUGACAACAUUACCUAUCCGACAGACGAACAGGGAGUAUCGUUCUCAAGACAAACAAAGCCCUCUUUCCCUGUCUUUCUUCUGUACUCUUUUUUUGUUUUGUUCCUUCUCUCUCGUUCUUGGUUGUUCAGCCUCUUCUCUAGCUGCCUGAGGAAUCUGAAUCUGUGGCCAGGCAGGCAGGAUACCUGAAUUAGCCUCAUAAUGGACGACAACACUACAGACACCGCUGUGAGGCACUUAACAUCAUGUAGAAUUGACUGCAUUUAAUGGCAACUGAGAUGGCAGCCAGCGACAGCCAUUCCUUUGUAUUAUAGUGUUGCUUGGUUUCAACAAAUCAAUACAACAUUAAGGAAGAGACUGGAUUUACAUUUUUCAAUACAAGCUCAGGGCCAGAACUGGAUUGAUAUUUUCUUUGUUGAUACAUUUUUUUUUUGGGGGGGGGAUACUGAUAUGGAACACUGUUGCAGCCAACGUCAGGGAUGGACUCCUCUCUCAAUGUCAUAGUCUCUAAGAAUAAGUAUUUGUGUGUAAACUUGGAUCAUUAAAACUUGUUUUGGAACUCUGGAGUGGACUACGCCCCUGAUUCUAUGAGAUUCUAGUCUUGUUGGGUGUUCUGGCCAGAGACUGUAGAAACUAAACAAACUAAAUUGAUGCUGCAUUCUUGUCAAGUAGCAACCGCCCGGAUAAAGAUUGUCAACGUCUAAGCUGUGGAAACAUAAAGAAUCUUAACUGCAUUCUAGACAAGGAAGAACCGCCCAGACACAGAUGCAUUGUUCAAGCUUCUAAACAUUAAGGAUCUUAACUGCUCAGUUAGCUGCUGCAUGUCAUUGUGAAAGUGUCAGUGAACCUGUCAGUCAUCCUAUUGAAGUGCCAAUGUGGUUAUGAGUGAUAAGGUUUUACAUUAGGAGAGGGUACAGUCCGGGGGCGUUGGGAGGAGUGUCAGUGUGUCAGAGACAGUUACUGUUAUGUCACCUAUUAUCAGACAGUCAUUAUAAUUACUAUCAAGAUUUGUGAUAAUUAGUAGUCCGAAAAAUCAGCUCCGCCGUGUGUGUCUAUGGAGGACAGAAUAGAAUAGAAUUCAAAUGUGCUUUGCAGCAAAGAACUGUGGUGAAAUGCUGCUGAUGAACAAUAGUGAUGGGGGAGCUUUGUGUAACAGUAGUAGUGGUGGGGGCCAGGGGAAUGGGACAGACGGGACCGAGGUGAAUAAGUUAUUGGUGCCCAUGCUGGACGGCCUCAUCCUUGUGACAGGCCUGGCGGGCCACUGCCUGGUCAUCUCCAUCCUGGCUGGCCGCAGGAGGCGAGGUGGGAUGCCUCCUCAUGGAACCGACACCCUGCUGCUGGCUCUGAGUGCUGCUGACCUGCUGCUGUUGCUCUGCCUGCCCUUCCACACCACCGCCAUCGCCCUGGGCUCCUGGCCCUUCGGCAGCUUCCUCUGCAAGGCCGUCAGCUUCCUGGGCGUGGCCUGUUCUUCCGCCUCAGUCUUCACGCUGGCUGCGCUCGCCGUGACCCGCUACCUGACUGUGGUCCACCCCACCUGGUCCUACCGCUCCCGCAUGCACAGCCGCCUCAAAUUGACCGUGGCGCUCCUCUGGGUUCCCGCCACAGCCCUGGCAGCUCCGCAGUUUGCUUUCCGCAUGGUGGCGGUGUCCAGCGUGUUCCACUGCUUCGCCUUCCUGGGCGGCCUCAGUCAGCUGGUAUAUAGCACGGCGUUGUUCCUGUUUGCCUUUGCGAUACCAUUGGGGGUUAUUGUGAUGAUGUACGCCAAGAUCUACUGCUUCCUGCGCCAGAAGAGACUGUUGGGACAUGCCCCCCAGCUGGAGCGCUACCAGAGCCAGGUGACCCACACGUCAGCGCUGCUGGUGCUGGUCUUCACCCUCUGCUGGUUGCCCUCCUAUGGCCUCAUGUUCUCCCUCUUAGGGGGAAAGAUCUCCAGUAUCCCCAGCUACCGCUGUAUAGCCAUCUUUGUCCGCCUCCUGGCGUCUUCUGCAGCGGUGGUUAACCCCGUCCUCUACAUGUUCAUGUCCAAUAAGUUCAGGAGGGAUCUGAUGGACUUGGGCCGGGAGAGAUGGGAGGGGUGCAGGCGGUGUAUAGUAGGGUGUAAGGGGGUGGUGGGGGGAAGGGACAUGGUGCAGCCCUUCAACCCUGUGGAGCUGGAUACGCCACCACUACCCCUACCCGGAUUCUAAGGGUUACUAUGAAAACUCUAUGGACAUUCUGUGGAUACUUAAUGGAUACUCUUUAAUGACGCUCUAUGGACAUUCUAUGAACUUUCUAUGGAAACUUUAAGGACCACUAUAGGCACUCAAUAGUCCACUCUAUGGACCAUUGUGGACCUUCUAUGGACACUAGGGAAACAUGUUUGAUUUGAAUAAGAUCUGUCUUACAACCUCAACAUCAUUUCAUUUCAAUAAACACAAUUAGCUCA
Molecule: messenger RNA, 2437 nt
Organism: Coregonus clupeaformis (lake whitefish)
Lineage: Eukaryota; Metazoa; Chordata; Actinopteri; Salmoniformes; Salmonidae
Product: galanin receptor type 1-like
Exons: 5
Coding region: 1095-2198 (367 amino acids)
Biological process (GO): G protein-coupled receptor signaling pathway; immune response
Cellular component (GO): membrane
Molecular function (GO): G protein-coupled receptor activity
Source: RefSeq, a predicted model, not a curated record